Molecule: messenger RNA, 889 nt
Organism: Aphanomyces astaci
Lineage: Eukaryota; Oomycota; Saprolegniomycetes; Saprolegniales; Verrucalvaceae
Exons: 2
Coding region: 59-769 (236 amino acids)
Source: RefSeq, a predicted model, not a curated record
GCCAAGUUGGGCUUCGAAUGUUUUCACUUAUUACCUUACUAGUACUACUUUGAGCGCUAUGAGCAGCACCAUUCCCAAGCGCGUAUUGAUCACUGGAGCCGGUCGAGGCAUUGGUCUGGCCUUCGCCAAACAUUUUACUGCCAAGGGGUGGCAUGUAGUCGCGGGAGCGCGCACGCCGUCGGCAGAGCUGCUCGAUCUGGGAGUGGAAUCGUUGGUGUCGUUGGACGUUGCGUCGGAAGACUCUGUCAAAGAGGCGGCGCAAUCCGUGGGUGCAUCCACUCCAAUCCACCUGGUCAUCAACAACGCAGGCGUAUUCACACCCGACACGUUAAAAUCUGCGACAAAGGCCAAUUUGAUGCGACAAUAUGAAGUGAACGCGGUCGGCCCGUGGCUCGUGUCCCGGGCGUUCUUGCCCAACCUGGAGCUAGCCGUCAAGCAAUCCAAUGUGGCGGUGGUGGCGCAGUUGUCAGCUCGCCUCGCUAGCCUUGGGUUGUCAGGCGAGGCUGGCUCAUUCCCGGGUCUGUACGGCUACCGGACUUCGAAGACGGCGUUGAACAGCCUCACAAGAACCCUAUCGCUGGACGUCAAGGCAAAGGGACUGGUGUGUGUGUUGCUACACCCAGGGUUUGUCAAGACCGACUUGUCUGGCCACAAGGGCAAGUACACUGCAGACCAAAGCGUCGCCAAGAUGGUGGACAUUCUCGCCAGAGUCACCGCCGCGGACAAUGGCAAGUUCUACGACAUUGACGGAUCUAUUGUACCAUGGUAGAGUAUUGUUCGCAGUCAAAACUAUACAACUCACGUUAAGACGCCCCCUACUCCCUGUUGCUAUACAUAUGAGUUGUCAUUGCUGCAGGAGAUUCAUUGAACAUAUUAUUGUGGAUUCGGU